This is a messenger RNA of Daldinia decipiens, 1230 nucleotides long. Its product is annotated as charged multivesicular body protein 6. Gene Ontology annotation, cellular component: ESCRT III complex; multivesicular body. Gene Ontology annotation, biological process: late endosome to vacuole transport via multivesicular body sorting pathway; vesicle budding from membrane. The transcript has 3 exons. The record is from RefSeq and is a predicted model, not a curated record. NCBI's taxonomy places the organism in Eukaryota, Fungi, Ascomycota, Sordariomycetes, Xylariales, Hypoxylaceae. Bases 280 to 900 code for a protein of 206 amino acids.
GAUAAGAUAAUCCCUACAUACACUAGGUACCUAAGGUACAUACACUAGAAGAUGGGACGCCCGCCGAGCUUAGCUCGUGACAACAUCGACACCCUUCUCUCUCCUAUACAUAUACCAAUAGUACACCUCACAUGCUCAACAAAAUCGCAUCAUCGUUUAUUCUACGAACCAGGCUGCCCUGAAAAGGCAUUUGCCUGACCAUCGUUCUUCCACCGAUCCUCGCUAUUGCUAGACAAUGCGCGCUUCGGAUUCCACAGCAGAUUCCAGGGCACGGCGAUCAUGGGCAACAAUUCGAGCAGAGUGACCGCCCAGGACAAGGCGAUCCUCGACCUCAAACUACAGCGCGAUAAGCUGCACCAAUACCAGCGGCGCAUCACGGUCCUAACAGAUAAGGAGACGGCCGUGGCGCGACAGAUGCUAGCGGCCGGCGACAAGAAGCGCGCCCUGCUAGCACUGCGCCGGAAGAAGUACCAAGAGUCGCUACUCGAGAAGACCGACGCCCAGCUCGCCCAGCUAGAGCAGUUGACCCGCAGCGUCGAGUUCGCGCUCAUCCAGAAGGACGUCGUGUUCGGUCUGCAGCAGGGCACGCGGGUCCUGCGCGACAUCCACGCCGAGAUGGGCGGCAUCGAGCACGUCGAGAAGCUUAUGGGCGACACGGCGGACGCUAUUGCUUACCAGAAGGAGGUAAGCGAAAUGCUAGGCGGCAGAAUUACAAACCAGGACGAGGACGAGGUCGAAGACGAAUUAGCCGCCCUCGAGCAGGAAGUCAACGGCCCGGCGAAACUACCCAACGUGCCGGAUACCAAGAUACCCCCGCCAAAGAUCAAAGAUGCGGUGCCGCAGGAGCAGGAACCGGAGCAAGAACCCGAGUUGGAGAGGAGAGCUAUGCUCGCUGCAUAAUACGAGCGCGAGCGGUGGAUACAGCAAGAGAGCGGAUGAAUACAAUAUUUUCAACUGCAUAAUGAAUCGUUGGUGGAAACUAGAAGACGCGUUUUGGAUCUGGAUAUCCAGGAUAGAGUAGUGUGUAUAGUAUAUUGGAUAUUAGUCCCCCUUUUUUGAAGCAGCACGGGAUCGCAAUUCCUCUCGUUGGUAAAUGGACGUUUCCCCGGUGUAGAGCGAAGGAAGAAGAUAUAGAUGAGCUAGGUAGCAUCACAAACACGGACAGCUAGGGUAUACGUAGUGAGCUGUGCAAUUGCAUAAAUAGACAAUACGAGUUUACUUACCCUUUUG